Molecule: messenger RNA, 1800 nt
Organism: Eurypyga helias (sunbittern)
Lineage: Eukaryota; Metazoa; Chordata; Aves; Eurypygiformes; Eurypygidae
Product: sodium/calcium exchanger 3
Exons: 1
Coding region: 14-1783 (589 amino acids)
Biological process (GO): sodium ion transmembrane transport; cell communication; calcium ion import across plasma membrane
Cellular component (GO): postsynapse; axon; sarcolemma
Molecular function (GO): calcium:sodium antiporter activity
Source: RefSeq, a predicted model, not a curated record
UUGCAUCUUGUGUAUGGCGUGGUUAAGCUUGCAGCCUGUCACCUCGGCCUUCCUCCAUUUUGGGCUGGUUACUUUUGUGCUGUUUUUGCAUGGUUUGCAGGUGGAUGCUGGCCUGACGGGAGACUCAACCAGUUCAGUACAAAACAGCUCGUGUUCAGGAUCUUUUGACUGCAAGGAAGGUGUUAUCCUGCCAAUAUGGUACCCAGAAAACCCAUCCCUUGGGGACAAAAUUGCUCGUGUUAUCGUAUACUUUGUGGCACUGAUCUACAUGUUCCUUGGAGUCUCCAUCAUUGCAGAUCGUUUCAUGGCAUCUAUAGAGGUCAUUACAUCACAAGAGAAAGAAAUCACAAUUAAGAAACCCAAUGGAGAGACCACGACGACCACCAUUCGGAUUUGGAAUGAAACUGUUUCCAACUUGACCCUCAUGGCUCUGGGCUCCUCUGCUCCUGAGAUCCUUCUGUCUCUGAUAGAGGUGUGUGGGCAUGGAUUCAUAGCUGGAGACCUGGGGCCGUCUACAAUUGUUGGCAGCGCUGCUUUCAAUAUGUUUAUCAUCAUUGCCAUCUGUGUCUAUGUGAUCCCUGAUGGGGAAACCAGAAAGAUAAAACACCUGAGGGUUUUCUUUGUCACAGCUGCGUGGAGCAUCUUUGCUUACAUCUGGUUGUACAUGAUCCUUGCUGUCUUCUCUCCAGGUGUGGUUCAGGUCUGGGAAGGUCUGCUCACACUUUUCUUCUUUCCACUUUGCGUCCUUCUGGCUUGGAUAGCAGAUAGACGUUUGCUUUUCUAUAAGUAUAUGCACAAAAAGUACCGUACUGACAAGCACAGGGGCAUUAUCAUAGAGUCAGAAGGUGAUCACCCUAAGGGAAUUGAGAUGGAUGGCAAGAUGAUGAACUCCCACUUCCUGGAUGGAAACUUAGUGACUCUGGAGGGGAAGGAGGUAGAUGAAUCUCGCAAAGAAAUGAUCCGAAUCCUUAAGGACCUGAAGCAAAAACACCCGGAAAAGGACUUGGACCAGCUGGUAGAAAUGGCUAACUACUAUGCCUUGUCUCAUCAACAGAAGAGCAGAGCCUUUUAUCGCAUUCAAGCUACCAGAAUGAUGACAGGAGCUGGCAAUAUUCUGAAGAAGCAUGCGGCCGAGCAAGCCAAGAAGAGCACCAGCUUGCAUGAGGUGCGGCCAGAUGAACCUGAGGAAUUCAUCUCCAAAGUUUAUUUUGAUCCAUGCUCCUACCAGUGUCUUGAGAACUGUGGUGCCGUUCUCCUGACAGUGGUGCGGAAGGGAGGGGACAUGUCCAAGACCAUCUAUGUCGACUAUAAAACAGAGGAUGGCUCUGCCAAUGCUGGUGCUGAUUAUGAGUUCACAGAGGGGACUGUUGUCUUGAAAUCAGGAGAGACCCAGAAGGAGUUCUCAGUGGGAAUUAUUGAUGAUGACAUCUUUGAGGAAGAUGAGCAUUUCUUCGUGCGGCUCAGUAACCUCCGUGUGGUGGAGAGUGAGGAACCUCCGGAGCUCAGUAACUCCCCGUACCCAAAGGCCAUAUUGGCUUCUCCUUGUGUAGCCACAGUGACUAUUCUGGAUGAUGACCAUGCUGGCAUCUUCACAUUUGAGUGUGAUGUUAUACAUGUCAGUGAAAGCAUUGGCGUGAUGGAAGUCAAAGUCCUAAGGACAUCAGGUGCUCGGGGUACAGUCAUAGUGCCAUUUAGGACAGUAGAAGGGACAGCGAAAGGAGGUGGAGAAGACUUUGAAGACACUUACGGGGAGUUGGAGUUCAAGAAUGAUGAAACUGUGUAAGUACCCCAUUCGUUUCU